GGCAUCAGAAAAUGCAACGAGACGAGAAUACCAACAGCAACAGCAACAACAGCGGCCCGCCCGCGCCAACACCAAGCCACCACAGCGGCGACUCCUCCCAGCACCCGUCGCCAGACACCAUAGUCGAGGCCAUGACGCCAUAUGCCGCCAUGGUGUGCGGCGAGCCCUCGCCACAAGUCUCCAGCGAGCCCGAGAUCAUCCCCCUGAACACCCCGCUGAUGACCCGGAUGGAGGACGUGGCAUGCUGGCACCAAGUCCCCGGCAGCACCGCCCCCGCCCAGGAGGAGUACGACUACGACGUGAUGCUGAACCACCACAAGUUCGGCCUCUACCCCUCCCCGCCUCCGGUGCCCAGCGCCCUCACGCUGGCAGAACAGCAGACGGGCGAGGCCAGCGGUGUUGCCGGCAACGGGUUCACAAGCGCCGACGUUUAUGCCAGGGCCGACGACUACUCGACGGCUUUCAACAAUGUCGACUUCUCCUGGCCGACGAUUUCACCGUACCCAGAGGUGCCCCAUGAAUAUAACAUGAGCUGGCAAACCCAGCCCCAGGACGUCUUUGCCAGCCCCCAGGCGCAAACAUCGGGGGUGCCAGCAUUGACCAAGCACCACCACAGCGCGCCCUACCAGCACCAGCGGUUUGACACCUUCGCCUUGGGCUCGGGCCCCGUCCACUCGGAGCAAGCGACGUCUGCGGCCCCGGCCUCAUCCUACUCGCCGCUGCAGUACACCACCGCCGCCGCCGCCGUCGAUACUCCGGUUCUGUUCGCCCACAGCCCGACGCCCGAUCUCGGGUACUCGGGGUCGCCCACGCCCAGCUUCAGCCAGAGCAGCUGCGUGACGCCGCGGGCCAGCUUCCAGCACGCCGCCGCCGGCAUGGGCAGCAGCCAGGCUUUGCCCGUGAGGAGCAACGGCAACCGCUUUGCCGGCGGCAGCGGCCUCGUUGCCGGCGACGGCUUCGCCGGCCAGCAGCAGCAGCAGCAGCAGCAUGGGUGGCAACAAGGGAGCGGCGGCACACUGGCUGGCGCGGAUGAUGAGGCCUUCCUCAAUCAGUACGCCGGGAGCGAUGACCACGGGCUUGCGGACGCGCCCUCCUCCACUCAAGGGCAGAGCCCGAGCCGGCUGUCCAGCGACCAGGGGGGGUCGGCAAAGAAGGACAUUCCCUAUUCCAAGCUCAUCUUCCAGUGCUUCCGGGACAACGGGUUCAAGCCCAUGGAGCUGCAGGAGAUCUACGAUUGGUUCGACAAGAACACCAACAAGCGCCAGGAAGACCCGCGCGGGAGAGGCGGGUGGAUGAAUAGUAUUCGCCACAACCUCAGCAUGAACCGGGCCUUUACAAAAGAUGACCCCCGCGAAAGUGGUCCGCCACAAGGCGUUUCUGGAGGCGGUACGUCAGGCGGUAGGAGGAGGAAGAAGGGGGCGUCGCCACGCGAGAAGCACGCCACCUGGUAUGUGACGCCCGAGGCCAUCAAGGCCGGGGGCGUGCUGCCGACGACGCGCGACAGGAACAAGGGACGGGCCAAGGGCGGCGCUAGCAGGCUCUGCAGGCAGCCGCAGCAAUAUCACCAGCCGCCAUCAUACUCGUUGUCAUCGUCGUCAUCACACAACAACCAGUUCGGCAUACCCUCAGCAGCUGCCGGUCCAUCCCAGCCCAUGGCCUUGCAGCUACGUGGCCAGGACAACCACAACCACCACCACCACCACCACCACCGCGCCUACCACCACCACCUCCCCACCUCGUCCCCACGCCCGCCGCCCCCACCGCCCGGCAGGCCAGCUGUCGGCUACCGCGGGCCCGGGCCCGCCGCCGCGCUGGCGACGACGCCCCUGGCCCACCAGGACCUGCACUCCUACCAGCCGGGCUUCGACUCCCACCACCACCACGGCUUGCCGAGCGAGGACGUGAUGCACCUGUGCGGCCCCCAGCUGCAGCUGCCGCAGCAGCCCCUCCACGACUACCAGCCGCGCGAUUACCACACGCAGCAGCAGCAGCAGCAGCACUACUACGGCUACCUGGAACACGAGCGUCGGCAACAGCAGCAACAGCAGCGUGACAGGCUGGCCAUGCAGCAGGCGCCACUGCAGGCGGCCGGCGGUGGCGGCCAUCAGAUUGGUGCCCGCUACCACGGCGACUACCAGCAGGAUGCUGCCGUGCCACCACCACCUCCACCACCACCGCUACCCGCCUCCGCCUCGAGCUGCUACGGGGUGGUGCCGCUGAUGGCGCCGGCGAGUCUACCCGUCAACCCGGUCUCUGGCACCACCGGGUCCGCUUCUGCAGGCACUCUAGCCCCUCGCGCCGCCGCCGCCGCCGCCGCCGCUGCUGCGUUUGAGAACGCCCACGUCGCAUCCAACGCGUUUGCUCCCAUCAACAACCAGCAGCAGCAGCAGCAGCAGCAGCCGCAAGCCCACCCAACAACAACUCCCAUCAAGGCGGAGACGUCGCCACCAGCCGUGGCAGACGACGAGGACGCAGAUGCCGAUGCCGAUGCCGACGUCGACGUCGACGUGGCGUUGCUGCACCAGCGGCAUGCGGGCGGAGCAGCAGCUGACGACCUUGCGCCUCGGCCUGCAAGGCCCGGCUCCCCGCUGGCAAGGGGCGGCGGCGGCGGCGAGGGCCGCUGGUCGCGUGGGAGGCGGCGAAGCCAUCCUGGGUGGUCGGGGUGA
Molecule: messenger RNA, 2666 nt
Organism: Gaeumannomyces tritici R3-111a-1
Lineage: Eukaryota; Fungi; Ascomycota; Sordariomycetes; Magnaporthales; Magnaporthaceae
Exons: 2
Coding region: 12-2666 (884 amino acids)
Biological process (GO): regulation of transcription by RNA polymerase II
Cellular component (GO): nucleus
Molecular function (GO): DNA-binding transcription factor activity, RNA polymerase II-specific; RNA polymerase II cis-regulatory region sequence-specific DNA binding
Source: RefSeq, a predicted model, not a curated record